Molecule: messenger RNA, 1450 nt
Organism: Cuscuta europaea
Lineage: Eukaryota; Viridiplantae; Streptophyta; Magnoliopsida; Solanales; Convolvulaceae
Source: the annotation of a GenBank genome assembly
AUUUUGGGCUAUUGAGACAAAAGUGAGGGGUUCCCUCCACCCACCUCCAAUCAGUUCGGCCAUCCCACAAGAGAGGUGAGAGAAUCUCUGCAAUACUCCAUUCUUUGCAGCCAUUUACGCACUUGAGCUAAGGAGGAAGAAGGAGGGGAAAAGAGAAGAGGAAAAGUUGGUUUUGGAGACGAAAACUUGUGUUUAGCAAGUAACUUGUCUAAGGUAUUCGAGGAACUUUCACGGAGUUGAAAGGGUCGCCGGAGCUGUCGCCGGAGUUCGUUGAAGUUCGCCGGAGUUUCAGCGGAGCUAAAUCGGGAAGGCUAGAACUUCAUAAGCUUCAUUAAGGUUGAGGCUAGAGUCCUACUACCUGUACCUUUGCCUAGGGUGAUCCUUCGAGGAGGAAGAUGUGGUUCGUGCUUCCAUUCGUAUUUUUGAAAUCUAUAAACUGCUCAUGGAUUUUUGAACAAUGUUUUCAUUAACACAGUUGGGGGCCUGCGUGCCCGUGUUUGCCACGUGUGGCUAAAUAUCAAACAUAUUAUUAUUUCCGCAUUUGUUUGAUUAUGAUAUUGAUGUUGAUUGUAUGUGUUUACUAAUCGGUUUGGCAAUAGAAUCAAUCGGACGCCUUGUACAAUUCAAUAGGGAUGAACCGUUGUUGUUCUUAUCGGGUUGUACGGCGGUUGUCUACGUGGCUCGGAUGCGGUCCGGGGCGUGACAUAUUGCGAUCUGAUUUCCCUCUCACUUUGACCGGGUUCUGCGAUGCUGAUUGGGCUAGCUGUCCAGUCACACGUCGUUCUGUGAGUGGCUAUUUUGUUUCCCUUGGUCAUUCCCCUAUACCCUGGCUUACCAAGAAACAAACCACAGUUUCUCGCUCCUCAGCAGAAGCUGAGUAUCGAUCCAUGGCUUCCUUAACCUGUGAACUUAUCUGGCCACGCAAUAUGCUACAGUGUUUGGGAGUUGUGCAUUCUUCACCUGUAUAACUUUAUUGUGACAAUCAGGUCGCUCUGUAUAUUGCUUCUAAUCCGGUGUACCACGAGCGGACCAAACACAUAGAUAUUGAUUGUCAUUUUAUUCGAGAUCAUAUACAGGCUGGAACUAUCUCUCCCUCCUAUACAUCCACUAAUGAACGGCCCGCGGAUUUAUUAACUAAAGCACUUGGAGCAUCUCAAUUUUCUUAUUUGCUGGCCAAGAUGGAUAUUUGUGAUGCCCAUGCUCCAUCUUGAGGGGUGGUGUUGCUAUGUAAUUUAUUGUACAUUUAUUUUGGGUUACAUUUUUUUUUGUUCCUAGUACGUACAUGUGAUUAGUACGACUAGGUAGUGGUUGCAUUUGAUUAGGUUUGUUGUAUAUAGGUGUAGCCUUGUUUUUUUCCUAUUCUUUAGCUUAGCAGUACUGAACGGAGGCUGCAUGAAUUGUAUAUAGGCCGCAGGCCUCAACCGGGUUUAUCAGAUCAAUACACAACAAA